CCUCCUGGUUUCAGCACGUUUGUUUUUUUUGGGAAAUCGCCUUCGUCUUUUCGGGCUCUCUGGAAGGAAAUCCAUCGGGUUUGGGUUAAAUCUUCUGGGUUUUCUCUCCUCAAUGGAUUAAUCGAGUAAACUCAAUUGAUUUGUCGAACUGUUGGAAUCUGAUUUCAUGUAUAUGCCGGUGUCGUGCCCGUUGUGUGUCGGUGCUUCACCGGCGACGGCGUUCCUCCCUCCUCGCCGGAACCAUUUUCUGAAAGUUGGAAAUUCUCGCGAAUGCGUUCCUGCAAGAGUUUCCAGCCGAUCUCUACAAUCAGGCAAGAAGUUAUGUACUUUGGUGGCUGUAGGAGCAAGCUUACCACAGCCUGUUGCUAUCACCCAUAGUUCUAAGAACAGGAAAUCGGUCUUUACAUGUAAUGCUGCUUUGAAUGCGAGAUGCAGCCAAGGCCAGACACAGACUGUUACGCGUAAAGCACCGACAAUCACUCAAGCUCCUGUUCAUGGAGAGGAGAAAUCCCUGAGCCUUGAUGACGGAGGAAACGGGUUUCCACCUCGGGAUGAUGGCGGUGGAGGAGGCGGCGGUGGGGGUGGUGGAAUGCCCUCUUCAGGUGGUUUCUUUCUUUUCGGUUUCCUUUUGUUUAUGUCUUUCUUGAAAGAUUUAGAGGGCGAGAACGAUGGUUAGGGUUUAGCCUCCAUAGAUGCAGAGUCUGGAUGAUCUUCUGAAGUGGUAAAUUUUCGAAAGGCAGAUUUGACUGACUAUACAUACAUGAUACAUGUACUUCACCAACUAAAAAACCUCUACAAUUACUAGUUUUAAAGAGGAUGAACAUGAUUUUUUUGUCUGUUCUCCCAUUUU
This is a messenger RNA of Tarenaya hassleriana, 850 nucleotides long. RefSeq lists its product as uncharacterized. The record is from RefSeq and is a predicted model, not a curated record. Gene Ontology annotation, biological process: chloroplast organization; thylakoid membrane organization. Lineage: Eukaryota; Viridiplantae; Streptophyta; Magnoliopsida; Brassicales; Cleomaceae. The transcript has 5 exons. Gene Ontology annotation, cellular component: chloroplast. Bases 167 to 676 code for a protein of 169 amino acids.